Ogataea haglerorum is the source of this 2253-nucleotide messenger RNA. RefSeq lists its product as uncharacterized. Gene Ontology annotation, biological process: pantothenate biosynthetic process. Gene Ontology annotation, cellular component: cytoplasm; mitochondrion. The record is from RefSeq and is a predicted model, not a curated record. Gene Ontology annotation, molecular function: 2-dehydropantoate 2-reductase activity; NADP binding. NCBI's taxonomy places the organism in Eukaryota, Fungi, Ascomycota, Pichiomycetes, Pichiales, Pichiaceae. The transcript has 2 exons. Bases 1 to 2253 code for a protein of 750 amino acids.
AUGCUUAUUCAGAACGGCAUGGGUGUUUUGGAGGAGCUGUAUGCCAGUGUGUGGCCGCGCCCAUCCGAACGGCCUGUUUUCUACCAGGGAGUGAUUACGCAUGGUGUUUUCCAGGACAGAGACCAGGAAGGCACAUUCAGCUAUAAUCAUGCCGGAAACGGAGAUCUCAAGAUCGCCAGGGUCGACGGCAAGAAGCCAGACCAUCCGGUGGUGCAAACUCUCGUAGAGAGCGACCUGCGCACCACAGUGUACUCGCACGAGGAGCUUCUUGUGCACCAGGUCGCGAAACUGAUGCUGAACUGCUGCAUGAACCCGACCACUGCUGUUCUGGACUGCGUGAACUACGAGAUCGACGGAGUGGACCCGAUCAGAGAGUAUUUCAGCAGGCUUGUCCACGAGGCGAUGGCGAUUCUGCGCGCGCGGUACCCGUUUCUGGAAGGCCGUGCGGAACUCGCCGAGUCGCGUCUGGUGGAGUUCAUUCUUGAAAAAGGUUGCAAAGUGAACGGGAAAAACAGCACGAGCAUGAGACAGGACACCUUGUUUCUGAGAGACACGGAAAUAGACUACAUCAACGGGUACGUUGUGCGCUUGGCAGAGCAGUUGGUCCUUGUCGAGGUUGCUCUUUGGCCCCUUGUAGAUCUUGUGAGCGUACACGACGUACCACACCAUACACAGGAACAUCGAGCCCCAGUAGACCAGCACCGUCCAGUUCAUCAUGUCUGGGGUGUUAUCUGCUCCUUUGUACUGCGGAAAGUUCAAGAUCGGAAUCAUGAGCGUCACAAAACACACUGCCACCACUCCGGACGGAAUGGAGAACACGCCCAGGUGCCACGGGCCCUUCUGGAACGUUUUUCUCGAGUAGGUGAUCCGGAGCAGCGUAGGCACGGUAAAGGAGAUGAACGAGCCAAUUGCUCCGACAGAGAAAAUGGCAUCGAUCGGCGUUUCGCCGCCAAACAUGAGCAGCAGCAGCAGCUCGCCCAGGAACCAGUUGGCCCACACAGCGUUGACAGGAGUCUUUGUGGUGGCGUUGACGUGCGACCAGACCUUCGACAGCGGGAAACAGCCGUCUCUCGAGUACGAGAAGAGCACUCUGGACGCGGCAAUCAUACAGGAAAAGGCCAUGGAGAAGGAGAGCACAAUGGCGAACGCGGUCAGCGCGAACACUCUCUCCUUAGUCAGGAUCUGCGCCAGAUACGCGACGUACGGCUGGCCCAGCUCGUCGUUGACGGCAUCGUCAACGUUGACGAUCGUGUACGCCAUGGCGAGCUGGAAAACGAACCCGAGAAUGCCUCCCACGGACGCGGUCAGCACGAUGGCCCGCGGCGUCGCCAGCUGGGCGUUGCUGCACUCCUCGGCCAGGUGGAACGGCGAGUCGAAACCGGACAUCGUCCAGAUCACGGCCAUGAAGCUCAUCAGGAUGCAGAUUCCGUCCGGCCACUCGGUGAAGUUGGUGAUUCUCCAGGCCACGUUGUCGCUGUUGAACUUGGACAGCCCCUGGUCGCUUCUGGUGUUACCGCCCAGGAUCAUAACGAAAGAGAUGAACAGAAAGAGCAGGUUGAGCGCGGUCGAGCCGGAGUUGAUCCAGGCGAUCCAUCUGGUAGGGAGCGAGGCGAUGAUAGAGCAGAAAAACGUCAGACACGACGUCAGCAGAUACAACUGCCAGUUGGUGGCAGAGUAGUUUGGGUCGUUCAGCGACUUGAGCGCCAGAAUCAUGCUGGCACAGCCGUACGCAACAGAUGGAGCGCCCGUCACCUGCACAAAGUAGUUCGACCAGCCAACAAACCAGGAGAGCACAGCUUUGUAGCGGGGCGGGGCAAGCAUGGCCGUGGCAUAGUAGAGUCCGCCCGAAGUCGGGAAGGCGCUCGAGAUCUCGGCCAUGGAGCACGCGACGGCCAUGACACCGAUCAUGCCCACCAGAUACGCCCAGGUGAGUCCUGCAUUGCCGGAGUAGGCGAGCGAGUACCACAGGGUGGACGCGAUCGAGGGCAGAAGACCGAGCACCGAGAACGAGACUCCGAAGGUGGUGAGCAGCGAGAACUCUCUUUUGAACUCCUGCUUGUAGCCGAGGGCCAGAAUGACGGCCUCGUCCUUGUCCACGGGGUGGUCCACAACGAUUCUCUGCGACUUGUUGGAGAGAACAGAAGUGAUGUGCAUUUGGUCCACCGAGAGGAUCGUGGCGGUGGACCGGACAGGAUCAACGUUUGGGGCCAUGGUGCAAAAUGCUCUCCAGGAUCGAAUUGUGUCUAUAUAUAA